This is a messenger RNA of Oryzias melastigma (Indian medaka), 4941 nucleotides long. It is a transcript of the gene ptk2aa, whose product is annotated as protein tyrosine kinase 2aa. The record is from RefSeq and is a predicted model, not a curated record. The coding region runs from base 529 to 3981 and encodes 1150 amino acids. The transcript is spliced from 34 exons. Gene Ontology annotation, biological process: signal complex assembly; protein phosphorylation. Lineage: Eukaryota; Metazoa; Chordata; Actinopteri; Beloniformes; Adrianichthyidae. Gene Ontology annotation, cellular component: cytoskeleton; focal adhesion. Gene Ontology annotation, molecular function: ATP binding; protein tyrosine kinase activity.
GUGUUGUUGCUCUGUCCUGCUUUUCCUCUCAUUCUCCCUGAAACAAUCCCUGCAGCUGCUUCCGUUCACUUCGGUGUUUUCCAGCAGAACUUCUCCCUGCAGGACGACUGUCUUUCCUCCGACUGCUGCUUUGGAUCAGCAGCUUCUGGUGUAAAAGCUGGAUUUGUUUCGGGACAAUCUCGGUCUGUGUCAUCUUCAGUACGCCUGAACAAACGUUUCCAUCACAGCUCGGCUUCAUGAAGCAGGAUUUGAUCCAAGGACAGGCUGCAUGCUUUCAUCAGACCUGCUGGAGUCGGGAAGAGAUGUUUGUGGAUGGAAGGGACAUUUCUCCGGAUCGUUUCCCUCUGGUGGAGAUUCUGAAAUCCAGCUCAUGUUUUCACUCUUGUCUCUGAGUAUAGAUACUAAAACGGUUUUCAGAUUUGACCCGUUUGGACGUUUUCUUCUUUGAGAGAAAGAACUUUAGGAAAAUGUCAGAACAGACUCUCGACUGUUUGUUUGUUUGACUUCAGCUCUUUGUUGUUUUGUGUGAUGAGAGGUUGUGUAGCAGCCAGUUGUGUGUCAGUGUUUGGGUCAGAGACAGAGACAUGCGUUUCCAUGGCAACAAGUGGCUGUAGUCCUUUCUCAUUGUGCUGGGACAGAGGGAUCUCCUUCAUCCACCAGAACACUCAGAGGAAGCAGAAAAACGUUUGUGGGAAGUUCAGCCGGAAAAUACUGAGAAGCAGCCACACUUUGGACCAGUUGGAGCGAAGGAAGAGCAAAAAGAAAUCCUCCUUUAAACCUGCCGCCCUGAUAUUCACCUCUGAAUAUGACCGACACCUAGCGGCGGCGGCAUCAGCUGGGAAAACCAUGGCCACAGCCUACCUGGACCCCAACCUUCAUAACCCCCUCCUAGGAGGUGCCAAGUCUCUGCUGAGCACAGGACCACCGGACCGAACCAUGGCUGGAUCCGUGGACCGGGUCCUGAAAGUCUUUCAUUACUUUGAGACAAACAUAGAACAGAACUUCUGGUCCUCCAAUAUCAGAUAUGGAGAUGCAACCGAUGUGAGGGGUAUCAUCCAAAAGAUUCUGGACAUCCACAAAGUGCGCUGGACUUCUUGUUUUGGCCUUCGACUUAGCAACACCCAAUCCAGAGAUCAAGUACACUGGCUCCACCCAGAUAUGGGCGUGUCUCACAUCAGAGAAACAUAUGAGCAAGCACAGCCUAAUGAGGAGUGGAGGUAUGAACUGAGGAUCCGGUACCUACCCAAAGGUUUUGUGCAGCAGUUUACAGAAGACAGACCCACACUCAACUAUUUCUACCAUCAGGCGAAGAACGAUUACAUGAAUGAAAUGGGAGGUCAGGUGGAUCAAGACGUCGCCCUCAAGCUGGGCUGCUUGGAAAUCAGGAGGUUCUUCAAAGACAUGAGAGGAAACGCUUUGGACAAGAAAUCCAAUUAUGAGCUUCUGGAGAAAGACGUUGGUUUGAGGCGCUUUUUCCCAAAGGAGCUGCUGGACUCAGUUAAGGCCAAAACUCUUCGGAAGUUGAUCCAGCAGACGUUUAAGCAGGUAGCUAACCUGAACGACGAGCAGUGCAUGCUGAAGUUCCUGGAGGUUCUGGCUCCGAUUCGCCGCUACGAUAAGGAGUUCUUCAAAUGCGCGCUGGGGUCCAGCUGGGUGAUCCAGGUGGAGCUGGCCAUCGGACCAGAGGAAGGCAUCAGUUACCUCACCGAUAAAGGGUCGACUCCCACACAUCUAGCAAACUUCACUCAAGUCCAGUCCAUCCAGUACUCGGCUCUGGAGGAGAAAGACCGGAAAGGCAUGUUACAGCUGAACGUAGCCGGAGCUGUCGAGCCUCUCACAGUGACGACAGCAUCUCUCACCACGGCUGAGAACUUAGCCGACUUGAUUGACGGCUACUGUCGCCUGGUCUCCAUGGAAACGCACUCGUUCAUCGUCAGAGUUCAUAAAGAGGGCGAGAGAGCGCUGCCUUCCAUCCCAAAACUGUCUAACAGUGAGAAGAAGCUAGACGCCGUAAAAAGUGGCGUCCGGGCGAUCUCCGUCUCGGCAGAGGAUCUCAGCGGGGAUGAGACGGAUGACUAUGCCGAGAUAGUGGAUGAAGACGACACAUACACCAUGCCUUCCAUGAGCUAUGGAGUAGUUGAAGCGCGGGACUAUGAGAUCCAGAGGGAACGGAUAGAGUUGGGACGCUGCAUUGGGGAGGGCCAGUUUGGUGACGUUCACCAAGGAGUUUACAACAGCCCAGACAAACCGGCUCUGGCUGUGGCCAUCAAAACCUGCAAGAACUGCACCUCGGACAGCGUCAGGGAGAAGUUCCUGCAGGAAGCGUUGACCAUGCGACAGUUUGACCACCCUCACAUCGUGAAGCUGAUCGGGGUGAUCACAGAAAAUCCUGUGUGGAUCAUCAUGGAGCUCUGCACUCUCGGAGAGUUACGCUCCUUUCUUCAAGUGAAGAAGUACAGUCUGGACUUGGCCACACUCAUUCUUUACGCCUAUCAGCUGAGUACAGCGCUGGCCUACCUGGAGAGCAAACGCUUUGUACACCGGGACAUCGCAGCUCGUAAUGUGCUGGUCUCCUCGGUGGACUGUGUGAUGCUGGGAGACUUUGGUCUGUCUCGUUACAUGGAGGACAGCUCCUACUAUAAAGCCUCCAAAGGGAAGCUCCCCAUCAAAUGGAUGGCUCCUGAAUCCAUCAACUUCAGAAGGUUCACCUCUGCCAGCGAUGUGUGGAUGUUCGGUGUGUGCAUGUGGGAGAUCUUGAUGUACGGCAUCAAACCCUUCCAAGGAGUGAAGAACAAUGAUGUGAUUGGUCGGAUAGAGAACGGGGAGCGCUUGGCCAUGCCCCCCCAGUGCCCCCCCACCCUCUACAGCCUGAUGACCAAGUGCUGGUCGUACGAUCCCAGCAAGAGGCCGCGGUUCACAGAGCUUAAGACGCAGCUCAGCACAAUCCUGGAAGAGGAGAAGGUCCAGCAGGAGGAGAGACUCCGGAUGGAGAUGAGGAGGCAGGUCACGGUCUCCUGGGACUCUGGGGGUCCGGAUGAAGCCCCCCCUAAACCCAGCAGACCCGGAUACCCCAGUCCUCGCUCCAGUGAGGGCUUCCUCUCUGGCCCCCAGCACAACCAGCUCCCGCCAUCAGCCCACGCUGGAGGAGCAGGGACUUAUCCUCCAGACUCGUGGGACCAGCACAGAGCUGAACUCAGUGCUCUGUGGAGUCCAAACAUGGAGGACUCGGUGGCUCCGUCUCUGAUGGAGGAGAGGCUGAUGAUGCAGCAGCAGCAGAUGGAGGACGACCAGCGCUGGCUGGAGCAGGAGGAGACCCUGAUGAAAACGGAGUCCAGAAACAGCAGAGGAAGCAUGGACAGAGAGGACGGCGCCCUGCAAGCUCCGCAGAGUGGAAGUCAGCACAUCUACCAACCUGUCGGGAAGCCAGAACAUGUGGCCCCUCCCAAGAAGCCCCCCCGUCCUGGAGCUCCAGGUCAUCCCAGCAGCCUGAGCUCUCCGUGUCCGGCGGACGGCUUCAUCGAGGGGGUCAAGUUGCAGCCGCAGGAGAUCAGCCCCCCUCCCACCGCCAACCUGGACCGGUCCAACGACAAAGUCUACGAGAACGUGACGGGGCUGGUCAAAGCUGUGAUUGAGAUGUCCAACCGGAUUCAGCCGGCUGCACCUGAGGAGUACGUCCCCAUGGUCAAGGAGGUCGGUCUGGCUCUGAGGACGCUGCUGGCAACCGUGGACGAGACCAUCCCAGUGCUGCCAGCCGGCACGCAUAGAGAGAUUGAAAUGGCUCAGAAGCUGCUUAACUCGGAUCUGGCCGAGUUGAUAGCGAAGAUGAAGCUGGCUCAGCAGUACGUCAUGACCAGUUUACAGAAAGACUACAAAAAGCAGAUGCUCAUGGCGGCUCACGCCUUGGCAGUAGACGCCAAAAACCUGCUGGAUGUCAUCGACCAGGCGCGACUCAAGCUGAUCAACCAGACUCGCCCACUUUAGUUCUCUCAGACGGAGGACAGAGUUGGAACUCUACGAUGGAAAUCUGUGAUGGAAGCAAAGAAAUCAAUGGACUACAACAGCGGUGUCACACUGCAGGCCUCGAGGGCCGACGUCCUGAUGGUUUUCCACAAAUCUUGCCUUAUCUGCUGCUGACCACCUGGAUCAGGUGCGUUUAGCCAAUUAGGAGCUUCAAUGGCAGGUUGGUUGAAAAACACGUAGGACACCGGCCCUCGAGGCCUGGAGUUUGACACCUGUGGACUACAACAAUCAUCGAAAGCUUCUUUUACUCUUUGGAAAAAACUUUGUAGUUUUCCUUUUAUUUUGCCUUUCAGAGAAACGCUGCUCCCUUUUUAUUUAAAGAAGCUUUCGUCAAAGUUUUUAAAAUCUGAAAGAAAUGGAUCAAAGAAGGCUGAAGGUCAUUUGAAGGACACGAUGCAUGAAUGAAGUUCCAUGUGGAAGAACCCAGGACUCAGAUCCAGGGGAAUGAAGAUGAUUAAAUUAUGUUUUUAUUUUUACCUUUUUUAUGUCUUUGUUAUUUUCAUGGCAAUAUUAAUGUCGUCAUUUCCUGCCUUGAAUUUCCACUAUUGUUGUUUUUAAGUAUUCCUGGUAAACACUGUAUGAACAAAAACUAUCAGUUUACAGAAGCCAUCACAGCUUUUCCUGCAGCCAUUUAUCUCAGGUGGAGAACUGUUUUUCUGAACCAACUCUUUUUAUAACAGAAGAAUAUAGAAAUGACACUUUUGAAGUAACUAUAUAAAGACAAGUCUCUAUUUUUAACACUUUGUUUUACUGAACAGUGGGGGUGUUAAACUCCAGCAGGGAUGCCAGGAUCAUUUGAAGUGGAUCUUCUUGUUCCUGAUCAGCUGCGUUUCCUGUCAGUCACACAUUUGUCCUCAGAUUAUUUCAUGUCAAAGUUUAUACAAAAAGGGUCAAAUAAACAAUAAUUUUCUUGUUGGUUAA